Topomyia yanbarensis is the source of this 693-nucleotide messenger RNA. RefSeq lists its product as uncharacterized. The transcript is spliced from 2 exons. Lineage: Eukaryota; Metazoa; Arthropoda; Insecta; Diptera; Culicidae. The record is from RefSeq and is a predicted model, not a curated record. The coding region runs from base 1 to 693 and encodes 230 amino acids.
AUGUUCGUCGAUACGUCGGCGUGGAGAUUCCCGCAGGUUGGAUUAGCAGAUCCACAAUUUCAUGUCCCAGGAAGGAUUGACCUCGUCAUCGGAAGUGAAGCCUUCUGGGAACUUCACACCGGUAGGAAGAUCUCGCUUGGUAACAGUCUUCCGUGGGUAGUUGAAACGCCCUUCGGAUGGGCGGUCGCUGGUUCCGCGUCCAACGGAUCUCCUGGAAAUCCCCGGAUCUGCAAUCUCUUCAUUACCAAUGAAGAUUUGGAAGCCGCACUUCAUAAGUCUCGGGAGUUAGAAGCGAUUUCCACUGGUCCUACACACUCACCCGAAGAAACUCGCUGUGAAGAAUUGUACUCCAGUACAGUCAAGCGUGAUUCGACUGGAAGGAAUCGCUUCAUGGACGAGUACCUACAGCUCGGUCACAUGAGAAGGCUUGACGAGCCUGUAGAUGACGUGAAGGCUCACUGUUAUCUCCCACAUCAUCCCGUUUUCGAAGAGUCGAGUACCACGACGAAGGUUAGGGUCGUUUUCGACGCGUUCUUCGAGACGGCGUCAGAAUAUUCGCUGAACGACACGUUUUUGGUCGGACCCGUAGUUCAGCAAGAUCUACUCUCCAUCGUGAUGAUAUUUCGAACACAUCACAUCGCUCUGGUUUGCGGACAUCGAGAAGAUGUACCGGCAAGUAUUCCUGCAUCCUGA